This is a messenger RNA of Symbiodinium necroappetens, 3783 nucleotides long. Lineage: Eukaryota; Dinophyceae; Suessiales; Symbiodiniaceae. The record is from the annotation of a GenBank genome assembly.
GUGCAGGGAUACAGACCAUACGAGCCCGACGAAUUCUCAGAGGCAGAGUCUCAGGACUCCCAAGAAUCUCUCUCGGGAUAUGUGCAGAGCCGAUGGGAUGACACGAAGGCUGAGAGGCGCUAUGCUUAUGGCACUGACGCAUGUGUCAAGUUCUCCGGCGUGAGGCGUAUGGAGUGGAAUCGGCCGGAGUGGAAGGACGGUUUGCUCAAGGCAGCGGUUUUCAAGGUCAUGGCGAUGAACAGGGUCUACAAAGGCAUCUCAGCACCCCCAGCGGAGUGGCAGUUCGAGGUGGAACGGCAGAAGGCAGGGCGACUUGCUGAGGAAGCCAGGCUCAUCAAAGCUGAGAAGGAGAGGGUCAGGAAGGAGAAGAUGAAGUCCAAACUUGCCCGGAAGGAAGCACGCGCCAAUGCCAGGGGAGAGCGGCAGGCAGUCAUUGAGAAGCAGCUGAUGCAACAGAACACACAGGCACAAACCCUAGUAGAGGAUAUGGAGGAGGCGCUCUUGAAGGUGCCCGAGCUGCAGCCCCCAGGGGUGCCCGGGCUACAUCCGCAAGAACUCUUUGAGGCCAGACUGGUUCUCCAUGAUCUCGCGACCAGCGGCUUGGGUCAGAAGGUAAGCCAGCUCGGAGGCGCCCCUGCGAUCCCUAAUUACGCCAGACGAGAACCUCCACCUCCCAGAAAGGUGCAGAACUGGAACCAGGAGACCCUCUCUAGCUGGUUCCAUGAGGUGCUGAGGCACUAUCCCAUUCUUUUGCUCGCUUUGCCGCUCACCCCUCUGGCAGAGGCAGAUGUGCAAAAGACCCUGAACGUCCAAGUGUCCUCUGCGCUGUCCGCUGACGACAGCUGCGAUAGGGGUGCAUCUAACGCAUGUGGUCUUGGUGCUUUGCAAGCUGCCGUCCAUGCAAGAAGUGCCAAGGAGCGAUCUCAGGAAUCGAAGCUGAACGAGGAAGACAGGUCCAUCUUUGCCGCCUCCCUGAUAGAAAAAGCCGACGCUGCAAACGAGAAGUCGAAUUCGUCGUUGUCAAUGUCCAGCGACUCGAUGACCACUGACUUAAAGACCAAUGGCAAUGAAGCCUUGCGGGCUCUUGAGCACUUGAUGUUCAAUGACUUGAACCUCAACGACACGCAAAUUGACAAGCUCUUCAAGGGCGUGGUGCUGGCUGUAGCAACUGAAGCUGAGAGAAAGAACCAGAACGCGAUGGGCCGGGGGGUUCUCAAGCUCCUCCGCCAAGCGGCGCUGAAAGCGCUGAGAGCCCAGAAGUCCGACCCUUUUGAUGUCCAGCCGGGCUAUUCCUGGCUAGAGGAAAACGAAGUGGAGUAUGCUAGGGCCUCCCUGGCGCUUCCGAUUACCGGGGGGUCUAUUCUUAUCCUCGCCCUGGUCUCUUUGAACUUCUUCCACCGUACAUUCGGCCCGGCCAAGGAUGACCAGGUCGGACUGCCUGGAAACUUGUCACCCGGCCUGGAUACGACCUCGACAGCAACACCACCCCUGAGUGAGAACCUGGAGACAGGCUUUGAAGAUAGAGUUGACGAGAAUGCCACUACACCCGGUAGCACCAGCGCCAUCGACGACUAUGCGAUGUCCGUGUCCAGUGGCGACGAGUCGAUGGAACCGAAGAAAGAAGAGGAGGUGAGAGCUUCCUUCAAUGCACUCUUCCGCUUCGCUCGCACAUGGGAUUUGAUAUGCACUACGCUUGCCAUGGUUUUGGGCGCCGUGCAUGGUGCUUGCAUGCCUAUGGCCUUCUUCUUCCUGUCCGACCUGUAUCAAGCGGUGUACAUGCCGAACGACGAUGGUUCCCUGCCACCUGUCCAUGCGCCGCACACCAUCCGAGACUCCAAGGUAGCAGAGGUCGGCAUGACUUAUGUGCUGCUCGCGCUCGUGGUCUUAGUCGCAAGAACUGGCGGAUGUUAUUUGAUCAUCAAGGCAGCUGAUCGACAGGUGGUGGCAGCACGACGACAGUAUUUCUAUCAGAUUUUGAUGCAAGGUCCCAGCUGGCACGACAUGCACAAUGCCUCCGAGCUGGCUCCACAGCUUGUGCAAGACACGCACCUCUUCCGGGAUGGCAUCGGGGAGCGACUCGUCGAUUUCACUCGAGCCUGCUUCAUGGCCGUGUCUGCUACAGUUCUUGCUUGCAGUCGCGACUGGAAGGUCAGCAUUCUCAUGGCCAUCAUCAUGCCCAUUGCAGGAAUGUGCAUGGCUUUGUCUGUCGAAGUGGUGCGGAACUUCUCUACCGUGGUCGAGGCCUGCUAUGCCAAGGCCGGUCAGGUGGCGGUAACUGCUACUGAACUGAUCAAGACAGUGACGGCCUUCAAUGGCCAGCGACUGGAGCUGGAAGCCUUCAAUGGGCAUGUAGACGAGGCGCACAUCAAUGCCAUCCAGAUUGGAGUUGUUGCCGGCUAUGCCACUGGCCUUGUCAACACGGUGCUUAUUACGGGGAUGUCCCUGGGCGUGUACUUCGGUUCCCAAUGGGUGCUGCAAGACUACGAAGCCGACUGCUGGCGCGCAUCACCGCCAUUUGGAAAUUGUCGGACGGGUGGCACGAUAAUGUCAGCUAUGUACACGAUCAUCUGGGGAUUUACGAUGGGCUUGGGCACCAUGAACAUGUGCUUCGUGGCUUUUGCAAAUGCACGAGCUGCAAUGCACCGAAUUGGCACAAUUCUGGAUGAACCACUCAGUGCUACAAGCGGUGGCAAGAUUCUUCCCCACGUGGAGGGUGAGAUCAUCUUCUCCGACGUAUUUUUCGCCUACCCAAAGCGCACGGAGUCCUUGGUUCUGAAGGGCGUGACAUUGGAGAUCAAGGCCAACUGUACCACUGCCUUCGUGGGCGGCAGCGGUUCGGGGAAGAGUACGCUCGUCGGCCUGCUGCUGCGUUUCUACGAGCCGAAGACUGGAACGGUUUGCCUUGACGGCACUGAUGUGCGCACAUUGGAACUCCAAUGGUUCCGGUCCAAACUCGCGCUCGUCGAACAGGAGCCUGUCCUCUUCCAAGAUACAAUUUACGAGAACAUCGCAGCCGGCAGUGCCAACUCCGUCACGAAAGCUGACGUAGAGCAGGCAAUUCCACAAGCGAGCGCCCACGACUUCAUUUCUACAUUUCCUCGAGGUUAUCAGACCAUGGUGGGUGAAGCUGGGGCACAGCUAAGCGGCGGCCAGAAGCAGCGAUUGGCCAUCGCCCGUGCUUUGAUCCGGAAGCCUGCUGUGUUGCUGCUGGACGAGGCGACCAGUGCGCUGGACUCGGCAUCAGAGCGAGCCGUCCAGAAGGCGCUGGACGAUCUAUUGGAUCAGGGUGGACGAACAACAAUCGUGAUCGCACACCGCUUGUCCACUGUCCGCAACGCACACCAGAUCUGUGUGCUGGACAAGGGGAAAGUCGUGGAGCAAGGAACGCACGAGGAGUUGAUGUCCAAGAAAGGCGCUUAUGACAAGCUAUUGAGCCUGCAAAUGUCCGCAUCGAAGGAUGCAGACGUGCCGCCUGCGGAGAAGGAGGAGACCACCGCCGUUUUGCCGGCCCAGGCACCUGCUCCGGCACCUGCGGCACAUGGCGCGGCCCAGGAACUCCUGGAAGCGCCGUCCUCCAAGGAACCGGAUGCCGAUGACCAAGCCCAAGGUAAAACAGAUGAAGAUCGCUGCCUGAAGCUCGCCAAGUCCUAUGACUUCGAGAAAGAUCUUGGAACAGCCUUUGCGGUCAAAGAGGUUUGGAGAAUGUCCAGACAGGACUACAAGUACUACAUGAUCGGUGUUGGCUUCACACUGUUAGGUUCACGGCUCAGUGGCAAUUGGUGA